Molecule: messenger RNA, 4063 nt
Organism: Loxodonta africana (African savanna elephant)
Lineage: Eukaryota; Metazoa; Chordata; Mammalia; Proboscidea; Elephantidae
Gene: KCNA2
Product: potassium voltage-gated channel subfamily A member 2
Exons: 3
Coding region: 1299-2798 (499 amino acids)
Biological process (GO): potassium ion transmembrane transport; protein homooligomerization
Cellular component (GO): dendrite; juxtaparanode region of axon; voltage-gated potassium channel complex
Molecular function (GO): protein binding; delayed rectifier potassium channel activity
Source: RefSeq, a predicted model, not a curated record
GAGGAGCCCAUGCCCACCACGGCUGCCUGGCCCGCGGAUCCCACGCCGAGGGGGCUUUGACUCUGCGGAAGACAAGUGCACGAAAUGGGCUCGGGGACCCUCUGGGGUGUGCGUGGCGCGGGGAGGAGGGCGCAUAGAGGAGCUGGCGGGUGAUGGGAAGUGCAGCUGCCAGCAUAACCAUGUCUGGUAAAUAGCGCCGGUUGGUAGGACCAGAAUCACUUGGGACGGCCGAGUUGCAUUCGCCUCUCUGGCACUGAGUCUGAAGGGUUUUGCGGCAGAGAAAAGCUAGCUUUUCCUCUUCCCGGGGGCCGUAGGCUGCCACGGAACCCCCAUGCUUAGGAGGAGAGGAAGCAGAGAUCUGGGGCAGCCGGCGCAGGGCAACCCACCCCACACCCCAGAGUUCAGGCUCCAGGGUUUCCGGGUGGAGAUGGAGCUUGAUCCUGGGGGCAAAAGAGGGGGGCUGCGCUCGGGCCCGCAGCUGGAGUCGACCGGGUAGGAGGGAGUUAAGGGGGCGCAAGCCACCGCUGCCAGUGGAGGGUCCAGUCUGGCGGCGCAGAACGGAGCGGAGAGCGCGCCCGGCGGAAUCCCGCCCCGAGCUGCGGGCGAUGAAGAGAGGGCCCAGACCCCUCCCCGCCCUGGGGCCAGCCGGAUUGGGCCGGCAAGGGGCCAGCCCGGAAGCCGGCUUCCUCCAGGCUCCCCCUCUCGAUGCUGCCAACCCGCCUUGCAGCCAAGCAGGCUGAGCGUUUGUUCUGCGCUCCCUGCCGCGGAGAUGUGAGGGAUUUUGUCUUGAGGAGAAAUUGGUGGUCGAGCGCCUGCCCAGCUCAAAUGCCACCCCGAUCAGAGGGAGGCCUGCUGCCCAGGAAUUCUCAGGGGAGCAGGCUCCAGACCCAAGCUGGGCUGUGGGAGUUCUGCGUGCCCCUGACCAGACACCCUGCUGCUCCUCCAGCCCAGCCCGGCUCUGGAGCUCACCUCCAGGACCUGGAGCCUGCCCUCCUGCCCAGGAUGACUCACCAUUAUUUCUAGCUCUGGUGAAAAGACGUGAUGAGGAGUUGGGCUGCCGGAGUGUGUAUCUAGGAUUCCCACGGCAUCUGCUCCGCUCUGCAAGAAAGACAGCUUCGGAGUCCUGCCUUGCCAGCCAAGCGAGGCUGUCUGUACGGCUCUCAGAGAGCCCUCAGGGCUCUCCAGCAGAAGCCCAGGCCAAUGCUACUGUGUUUCCUGGGGCCGUUAGCAGCACCCUGAGCUCCUUGCCACCAGGCAGCUGGAAGGUGUAGCGUGAGGCGCUUCUCUCAGCCCCAAUUAUGACAGUGGCCACUGGAGACCCGACGGACGAGGCUGCUGCCCUCCCUGGGCACCCACAGGACACCUAUGACCCAGAGGCAGACCACGAGUGCUGUGAGAGGGUGGUGAUCAACAUCUCAGGGCUGCGGUUUGAGACGCAGCUCAAGACCUUAGCCCAGUUUCCAGAGACCCUCUUAGGGGACCCAAAGAAGCGGAUGAGGUACUUUGACCCCCUCCGAAAUGAGUACUUUUUUGAUCGGAACCGCCCCAGCUUUGAUGCCAUUUUAUACUACUACCAGUCUGGGGGCCGGUUGAGGCGACCUGUGAAUGUGCCCUUAGACAUAUUCUCUGAAGAAAUUCGGUUUUAUGAGCUGGGAGAAGAAGCAAUGGAGAUGUUUCGGGAAGAUGAAGGCUACAUCAAGGAGGAAGAGCGUCCUCUGCCUGAAAAUGAGUUUCAGAGACAGGUGUGGCUUCUCUUUGAAUAUCCAGAGAGCUCAGGGCCUGCCAGGAUUAUAGCUAUUGUAUCUGUCAUGGUGAUCCUGAUCUCCAUCGUCAGCUUUUGUCUUGAGACCUUACCCAUAUUCCGAGAUGAAAAUGAAGACAUGCAUGGCAGUGGCAUGACCUUCCACACCUAUUCCAACAGCACCAUUGGGUACCAGCAGUCCACUUCCUUCACCGACCCUUUCUUCAUUGUAGAGACCCUCUGCAUCAUCUGGUUCUCCUUUGAGUUCUUGGUGAGGUUCUUUGCCUGUCCUAGCAAAGCUGGCUUCUUCACCAACAUCAUGAACAUCAUUGACAUUGUGGCCAUCAUCCCCUACUUCAUCACCCUGGGGACGGAGCUGGCUGAGAAGCCAGAGGAUGCCCAGCAGGGCCAGCAGGCCAUGUCGUUGGCUAUCCUCCGGGUCAUCCGCUUGGUAAGAGUCUUUAGGAUUUUCAAGUUGUCCAGACACUCCAAAGGUCUCCAGAUUCUAGGUCAGACCCUCAAAGCCAGCAUGAGAGAGUUGGGCCUCCUGAUAUUCUUCCUCUUCAUCGGGGUCAUCCUUUUCUCUAGUGCUGUCUAUUUCGCAGAGGCCGAUGAGCGAGAGUCCCAGUUCCCCAGCAUCCCGGAUGCCUUCUGGUGGGCAGUCGUCUCCAUGACAACUGUAGGCUAUGGAGACAUGGUUCCAACGACCAUUGGGGGAAAGAUCGUGGGUUCCCUGUGUGCAAUUGCGGGUGUGUUAACCAUUGCCUUACCGGUCCCCGUCAUAGUGUCCAAUUUCAACUACUUCUACCACCGGGAGACAGAGGGAGAGGAGCAGGCCCAGUACCUGCAAGUGACGAGUUGUCCAAAGAUCCCAUCCUCCCCUGACCUAAAGAAAAGUAGAAGUGCCUCCACCAUUAGUAAGUCUGAUUACAUGGAGAUCCAGGAGGGGGUAAACAACAGUAACGAGGACUUUAGAGAGGAAAACUUGAAAACAGCCAACUGCACCUUGGCUAACACAAACUAUGUGAAUAUUACCAAAAUGUUAACUGAUGUCUGAUUGAAACCUGUUAGCAUACUUGCAACUCAAUGGAACUAAUGCAGAUAUUGCAUAAUAGCCUGCGUUGUAGUCAGCGUGCUCUGCAGUGUGUAUCUGGUUCUGCAUGGAAAGCAAUAGUCGUGCAAGUGACUUGAUUUUUGAUUUAGGACACAGAGUAUCUAUCCCUGGCUUUCAUGGAAAUCUUUAUCACCGACUUAAUGGGUUUCCAAAGAUUGGAGUCACCUAUGGAGUUAGGCUUCAGAAAGCCACAUUCAGGCUGCCUCAUGUCAAAGACACAACCCAGCAUAUCAGUGCCACCUUUCUUUCCUAAUUAAGUGCACACAGCACCUGGGAGAUGCACCCCACCUCCCCCGAGCACCCCAUUUUGAGCCCAGCCCCUCUUCACAGAGAAUAGCGAUUAUGGUUUUUCUUUAAAGCUCUAGCAAUUGUUCAAAAGGUCAUUCCCAUUUUUUUGCUUUGAAAAGGACACACAGUCCUGUGUAUUAGAAUUACUUUUUAUGUCACAGGCUGGGAUUUGUGAAUUGCAGUUGCCAAGUAGAUGCUCUGGAGGCUGUGUUUCGUAACGGAAAAUGCUGCGUUCAGCUUUUUCCCUGCAGUGUCGAUGUGAGGGAAGCCCAGGGGAGGGACAGUUCUUAUGACCAAAUGUGAGUUGUCAAGCUUCACGUUUUCUCCCUUAGACCUCGUCAGGGAGAAGCUAACAAACCAAGGCACCGCUCGGCUUCAGACUUCACCAUUCUUGCCAGGCUUUGGGGUCAUGGCAACAUGUCUGAUUUCUUCAUUACACUAGAGUUUGCAGACAUCUGCUUUCCUAGUGCUGUGGCCCCAGCCGCACGACACUGCAGUGGAAUUUACCAGUGAUGCGAUAAAGCUGCAUGGGUGUUUGUUGCAUGAAUCCCAAUAUUUAAAAUGCAGGAGAUAACCUAUUUUCUCAGUAGCCUACACAGUAUUCAUAUUUAGAGUGUUAAUAGCCUUGUAAUGGCAAUGAACUAAGAUUUUUCUUCCCCUCAUUGGAGGGUGGAAACUCUCAAUCAGGGAAAAAAUAUAGACUGACUAUUUGGGAUGGGGAACCGAAACAUCUGGCCCUCAGGCCUACCCCAUCCCUGUUCUUCCAAAUGGGAACACAGACCUCUGCAAAGCUAGAAGAGGGAAAACGAGAAAGCAGCAUCUAAACACCUCACGUGAUUGCACCUUAAGAAUUAACCUAGUCGUGAGCAUGACUGUACAGCUGACCAGGACAUUGGUCCUGAGGACAGGCGGAUCUGUGG